Messenger RNA from Oncorhynchus nerka (sockeye salmon), 3063 nucleotides. RefSeq names its product rho-related GTP-binding protein Rho6-like. Gene Ontology annotation, cellular component: cytosol. NCBI's taxonomy places the organism in Eukaryota, Metazoa, Chordata, Actinopteri, Salmoniformes, Salmonidae. Gene Ontology annotation, biological process: small GTPase-mediated signal transduction. The transcript has 5 exons. The record is from RefSeq and is a predicted model, not a curated record. Gene Ontology annotation, molecular function: protein kinase binding; GTP binding; GTPase activity. The coding region runs from base 147 to 845 and encodes 232 amino acids.
UCGGCGCAUACCGCUGGCAGCAAGCUUCAUCGAAGGUGUACUGUACAGCAUCCCGGCAGAAUGCACUGAUAACUGACAGAGGAUUUUACACGUGUUUUUCUUUCGCAUAUCAAUUUAUUGUGUUCGUCAACCAAAUCGUAUUCACAAUGAAGGAAAGGAGACUUACCCAGCCUCUGGUGGCGAGAUGUAAACUGGUGUUGGUUGGGGAUGUUCAAUGCGGAAAAACGGCGAUGUUGCAAGUCCUUGCCAAGGAUUCCUAUCCUGAGACCUAUGUUCCAACAGUAUUUGAGAACUACACAGCGUGUCUGGAGCUGGAGGAGCAGCGCGUAGAGCUCAGUCUCUGGGACACGUCAGGCUCUCCGUACUACGAUAACGUCAGACCCCUGUGCUACAGCGACUCAGACGCUGUGCUCCUCUGUUUCGACAUCAGCCGCCCAGACUCAUUUGACGGUGCACUGAAAAAGUGGAAGACAGAGAUCCUGGAUUUCUGCCCCAGCACACGCAUCCUCCUGAUAGGCUGUAAAACAGACCUGCGCACGGACGUGUGCACGCUUAUGGAGCUGUCCAAUCAGAAGCAGACACCCAUCUCACAUGAGCAAGGGUCCUCCAUGGCCAAGCAACUAGGUGCGGAGGCCUACCUGGAGUGUUCAGCCUUCACCUCAGAGAAGAGCAUCCACAGUGUGUUCCGUACUGCAGCCCUGGCCUGCAUCAACAAGCUGCAGCCCUCCACCAAGCCCAGCCCCGCCCGACGCCUCUCCAAGAGACUCCUUUUCCUGCCCGGCAAGUCUGACCUCCUCUCCUCCACCUUCGGCAAGGACAAGGCCAAGGGCUGCUCCAUCAUGUGAGGGAAGGGAGUAGAACCCAGACAGUGGUGGCCAGAGAGGCACUCCAUUGACCGGUCCAGCGGAUAAAGGGGGGUGUGGGGUGGGGAAGGGAAGGGAAAGUAAGGGGGAAGGAAGGGGUUUCUGUUUAAUCCCUCUGGUCUCCCCAAACAUCCUCCCCACCCCCACUGACGGCCCUCUUUAAAAAAAAGAAUGCUACCCCUCCAUGGUUUACUCUGUGUAGUCUAUACUGGUCUUCUUCAUGACCCCCCCCCCCCCCCCCAUCCCCCCAAAACACAUACACAACAGACCCACGCACACACACAGACACACACCUCACCAGCAUACUGUAGGUUAGUGCAGACUUCCUUUUAUAAUGCCAGUGAGAGCGAAAUGAUAUAAGAAAACAUCAAUUGUAAACACAGCAUCUCACCUCUUUGUAAUGUUGAUGUGUGUACCAUCCAUCAUCCUUGCCCUAAAUUAAACUUGAAAAUGUUAACAUUAAAAUUGGGAUCUUUGCUAAAAAGAAAAAAGGAUGAGGUGGCCACCUCUACAUUCCUGGCAAUGAGAGGGAACGGUACCCAGAGUACCCAGUGUGACGCAACCGGGGAGGUUUGAGAGAGUGGGCCUUAAAUGAAAUUAUUUCCAUGGCGACCUCUACAGUAUUUUUUUUUUUUUUAGGACAUUGAAUCUGUCAGCAAUGAAACAGGGUCUGGAGGAGGGACAUGGCAAGCACACCGCUCUUAAAAGAGGUCGUGGGGAGGAUAGACUGAGCGAGUCUGAAGGAGUGCUAUGUGACUAAACAUUCACACGGGCCAUUAACAGUAAGACUGGGGACAUGCUGUGCUGAGAGCAGAAGAAAAAGAACUGAGGAUGAGAGGGAGAGACUUGUUUUUCUUCCUCCUUUAGUCAGCCACUAUCUUCUUCAUCUCAAGGUGUUUAACUUCAGACGUUGAUGGAGUGGGGUGAUAUUUAUACGGCCACUUUUACUGUCCAAUAGUCUUUGAUAUUUGAUUUUACCAGAAGGAGAAGAGUCCCCCCUGGUUCCUCUAAGCCUCAUUUGGAUCAUUCUUAAAUCCUCUGACCUUGCGUUUUACGUAACACAUAAAAGGUCAAUCAUUCUUCACUAUGAGCUUUUAACCGUAGCAUUGAAGGAGUCAGGAGCUCACUCACUACGCCUCGAGAAGCUUACCGGUGGCAGGGAUAAGCUGAUCAUGUCAUUGUCAACACUGGGUUGAAAGAGAAGUCUCCUUGCUCCAUGAUUGGUCACCUGAGAUGAGACUCUCUGGAGUUGUCAUUCUUAUAGUGUAGUACAGGAUCAAAGCCUUUACAAAGCUGGGUAUCUCAUUCAUACUGUGUGAAGAAGAGCUUAAGAAAUGUAAAGGGUCCUGGGUGUGGUAAGGGGUGGGGGUGUGAUGGGUUGGGUUGUGCCGAAACAGAACUAACAGGCUGGUCCUGUCUGAAGAAAGUUAUUUUUCCAUUUUUGUUCUGCUUUGUAUUCAAAUAUUUUAAGUAUAAGUUGAUUUCAUUUUUUUGGUUUUCUUCUCAUUUGAAAUCUGCUUUCUGCCCAGUCCUUUUUUUAACUGUUUAUUGUGCUCUGCUGUUUUUGUUGCUGUUGUACUUACUGACGUCAUCUUGUAUUAGGAGCUGUCUACGGCUCAGCUAACGGAGGACUUCAUGAUUUAUUUGGACAUACAGAACACUGGAAUUUAACAUGUUGCUUAGCAACAGUGCGAGCAGGGGCAGGCGUGAGCAGGGCUGCGGUGACUGGGAUGCAGUUCCUGUCUCUGGGAGAAAAGAAAGAUGUCUUGUCAACUGGGCUCCUCACCAUUACUUUGUAGCACCAGACAGAGACCACUACUAAGGUGAUGGCUGGACAUUUCAGUAAGUAGAACACAGCUGAAAAAUAUCUGAAAAAACUCAUUUGAAGCCUCCAGCUCAGUGGCAGGUGUAAGAACAACACAGGGAUUUUCAAAAAGCAAUGUGAGUGAGUACCUUUCCAAACUGAGUUCCAACCAAAACACUAUUUUUUUUAGCAGUGAGUGACGAAGCAUGUUGUUGAAACGAAACAAAGCGUUUGGGAUAUGUAAAAUGGCUUGACCUUGGUUUAUUAAUGAGAUACUGUAUCGCUCAAUGUUGUCAAAAGAUAAAAAUGACAUUUUUAAUUUGAACGGACACUUGAGAUUUCGGUCCGCCCUUUUUCUGUCGGGAUCUGAAUAAAGUUUGCUUUUGUUCCAUCAUA